UCCUGUUUAAGGUGUCAACUUCAGCGGUAAUCUUACUGUAUCACUCUUUGCACUAUACGACUGGCUAUAUGAUCUGCUAUAGACUGUUUACACAAGUAAAAGUAGUCAGGAAAAAAUCGGUUAGUCUCGUAGUGAGUAGUGUUAUUUUCGGCAGGUUGCUUUUAUAACAAUUAAAAACCUGUUCAUCAUAUUGCAGGUACUUGAAUAAAAGAAGCCCAAAGAAUUUUGUUGCCCUCUUUCUAAUGUAGAUUCCUCCUUUUUACAGAUUUAAAAACAUAUCAAAAUGGCGCUAGAGCCACUGGAUAUCUCUGAGCAUGAGUUGCUCUUCAAAGCAACCAAUUUAUCCAAACUGGCCUCCAUAGAUUUGUCGCAGGAGGACAGGUCAAGAGUUGAAAUAUUUGCUGAGUAUUGUUCUAAGAAGCGAGAACCUGUUUGCGGUCAGUUUUUGAACUUGUUAAAUGGAUCUGAUGGAUUGAUUGUGAAUAUGUCUGCCAGAAUAAUCGCCAAGAUUGCCUGUUGGAACCCAUCUGCCAAUUUACUUGACAGCUCUCAUUUCACUUUUACCUGAAUUGGUUGAAUGGACAAUUAAAAUUGAGUGUUUUUUCAAUGCACGACCCCAUUAUAGCUGAGGAAGAGACCCUUCUCACAAGCAGCGAUGGUGAAAGAGUAUGUGAGGCUGAAGAUUCAUG
Messenger RNA from Bemisia tabaci, 689 nucleotides. Lineage: Eukaryota; Metazoa; Arthropoda; Insecta; Hemiptera; Aleyrodidae. The record is from RefSeq and is a predicted model, not a curated record.